This is a messenger RNA of Salvia miltiorrhiza (redroot sage), 4133 nucleotides long. Its product is annotated as phytosulfokine receptor 2. Gene Ontology annotation, molecular function: ATP binding; protein binding; protein kinase activity. The record is from RefSeq and is a predicted model, not a curated record. Gene Ontology annotation, biological process: protein phosphorylation. The coding region runs from base 895 to 4023 and encodes 1042 amino acids. NCBI's taxonomy places the organism in Eukaryota, Viridiplantae, Streptophyta, Magnoliopsida, Lamiales, Lamiaceae. The transcript has 3 exons.
GGGGCACCAAAUUAAUGUCGCAAAGCCUUGCUAAACUCUCCACUUUCCCACUGAAAAACACAUCUUCUACUGACAGGGAGAGAGAGAGAGAAAGAGACAAACUUGGGUAUUGACAAUUGAGUCAGAGUUAGUAUGAUGGCAAAAUAUAACUGUGACAAUAGAUAACUCCAAACAAAAUUUAUGGUGCACAAUAUUCAAAUAUAACUCUCAACGCAAAAAGUCAGCUCUUUGUGUCAUCAUUUCAAACCAAUCCCACCAGUCUAUUUUGUCUGUCAGACAAUAAUAAUAAAAUUGCAUUUGUUGAACAAAAUCAAAAUUCAGUGAGCAGCUCCGAGUUGUAAAAAACACUUUCCCCUUUUUUCAUGUCGUGUACAAGAAUGGUCUUUUUUCUCUUCUACUACUAUCUUUGAUUUGAAAUCACUGGAUUUUGAUGUGAAACCAUUGCAGAAAAAGGAGCAAACUUUAUUGAGUUCAUUGAAAACCUUUGUUUGGGCAAGUGGCGUUUGCUCGCUUCAAUUGUAAGUCAUAAGGGAUUCAGCAGCUGCCUUUUUUUCGCAAAGAGAGGAGCUUUGGUUUGUGGGUUUGGAAUAAAGAAAGGAUUUUUCCUUAUUUAUGUCUACGAAUUGCGAGCUUUGGGAUCUAAAACCAUGAGAAACUUUGCUUCAACGACAAGUUGGUGGGAUUGGAAAUCCAUGAGAAUGUGGUCUUGGUGGGCUUGAUUACUUGCAAAUAGUGUGUUUGGAUCUUUGGUGAUUUGUGAGGGAGGUGAAAUUAAGGACUCAAUUCUGUGACUGAGCGUUCAUUGCUUCAUCAUCGCGUAUUCCUUGAUUCUAUUGAGCCGUGGAAGGGAUCAAUCUUGUGAUGAUUUGAGCUGGUAGUAUUGUUUGAUCCUUGAUGGUGAUCAUGAAUAUCCUGAAUUUGGCGUUCUUUGCUGGUUUCCUCUGUUUAUCCUUGAGCAUUGCAGCUCCUGCACACGGCUGUGAUCCAAAUGAUUUGUCGGCCUUGAAGGAGUUUGCCGGCCAACUGAUCAAUGGCUCGGUUAAAGUUUCUUGGUCUAAUGAUCAAAACUGUUGCAGAUGGGAAGGUGUUGUCUGUGAAGAUGGUAGGAGUAAGGCGGGGGCGCAUAGAGUGAUCAUGUUGCAGUUAUCUCAAAAAGGUCUGAAGGGCAAUAUCUCGGUGUCUUUGGGCAGAUUGGAUCGACUAAAAGUUCUCGAUCUCUCCCACAAUUCUCUUGAAGAUGGACUGCCCUUGGAGCUUUCCAACUUGCAGGGGCUUGAAGUUCUUGAUCUCAGCCACAACAUGCUGGUUGGGGCGCCGUUUGGGGCUAUUGCUGGAUUGAAAUCAGUUCAAUCAGUCAACCUGUCCAGCAAUUCGCUUUCGGGAAACCUCACUGACAUCGGAGUGUUCCCUAAUCUUGUUGCUCUUAACAUGAGUAGCAAUUUGUUCACAGGCCAGAUAAGCUCCAAAAUAUGCAACUUUUCCAAGAGCUCUCGAGUUGUGGACUUAUCGUCCAAUCACCUAACCGGAGGGCUCGAAGGCUUGACUGGCUGCAAGGCUCUCCAGCAGCUGCAUAUCUAUUCCAAUUCCCUUUCGGGUGACCUUCCCGACUCGUUAUACUCGUUAUCUUCCUUGCAGCAGCUUUCCAUCUCUUCAAAUAGCCUCUCUGGCCAGCUAAGCGUUGAAAUCAGUAAACUUUCCAAUCUCAAAUCCUUGUAUAUGUAUGGGAACCAGUUUUCUGGUUACCUUCCUGAUGUUUUUGGGAAUUUGACUGAUUUAGAACAGUUUGAUGCACAUUCAAACACAUUUUCUGGUCCAUUGCCUUCAACUCUGUCUACCUGCUCUAAGUUGCGGUUGCUUGAUCUUCGAAACAAUUCCUUUCAUGGUCCUAUAGUUCUUGAUUUCUCUCGAUUGUCCAAUCUUUGCACUCUCGAACUUGGUAGUAACCGAUUCUCUGGUCCUUUGCCGGAAUCACUAUCUAGUUGCCAGGAACUGAAGAUUCUGAGUCUAGCCAAGAAUAACUUGACUGGCCAGAUCCCUGAUAGUUAUGCCAAUCUUUCAUCCCUUGUAUCUCUUUCAUUGUCAAAUAACAGCCUCGUAAACAUAUUAGGAUCCUUAUCUGUGCUGAAGCAUUGCAAAAACCUUACCACACUUAUACUCACCAAAAACUUUCAUGGUGAAAAGAUCCCUCAAAAUGUGAGUGGGUUUGAGAGCUUGUUGGUUUUUGCUCUAGGAAACUGUGGCCUAGACGGCCGCAUUCCAAACUGGCUGUUGAAUUGCAGGAAGUUGCAGGUCCUCGACUUGUCUUGGAAUCAUUUAGAGGGCAGCAUCCCUUCGUGGAUCGGGGAAAUGGAGAAUCUGUUCUACUUGGACUUCUCGAACAAUUCACUAUCAGGAGAGAUUCCAAAGGGUCUGACGGAGCUCAAGAGUCUGAUAUCGGCUAAAAGUUACACGACGAGCCUCAACACUUCAACAGGUAUUCCACUCUUUGUGAAGAGGAAUCAGAGUGCCAGCGGUUUGCAGUAUAAUCAGGCUUCAAGUUUCCCUCCAUCCAUAUUGUUGAGUAACAAUCGUCUAAAUGGUACGAUUUGGCCUGAAAUCGGACGACUGAAGCAGCUUCACGUGUUGGAUCUGAGUAGGAAUAGUAUAAGUGGCACCAUCCCCAGCUCCAUUUCGGGUAUGGGGAACCUCGAGACGUUGGAUUUGUCGUACAAUGUUCUUCAAGGAUCAAUCCCUUCGUCGUUCAACCAGCUGACCUUCUUGUCAAAGUUCAGUGUUGCUUAUAAUCAUCUCGAGGGAGCAAUUCCAACAGGAGGGCAGUUUCUUAGCUUCCCAAGCUCGAGCUUCGAGGGUAACCCCGGACUUUGUGGGAAGCUGAUUUCUCCGUGUGCUGUCAACACUAUGGGGCUUCGGCAGCCUACUACUCCAUCUAAGGACAAUAGUGGGUUUGGGCGAAGCAGUAUUCUUGGAGUGACGAUCAGCAUCGGGGUUGGCAUUGCUAUACUCUUGGCGAUUCUUCUGAUCAGGAUAUCAAGAAGAGACGUUGGAGUGCCAAUUGAAGACGUGGAGGAGGAUAUGGGUCGAGCACCUAGGCUCUCUGAUGCGUUUGGGCCGCCUAAGCUGGUUAUCUUCAAGAAUGCUUACUGCAAGGAUCUUACUGUCGCAGACUUGUUGAAGUCAACAAACAAUUUCAGCCAAUCGAAUAUCGUUGGCUGUGGAGGAUUUGGUCUCGUGUACAAGGCUGACCUGCCUAACGGCUCGAGAGCUGCAAUCAAGAGGCUCUCCGGGGAUUGUGGACAGAUGGAACGUGAAUUCCAAGCUGAAGUUGAGGCUCUCUCUAGAGCACAGCAUAAGAACCUCGUGUCUCUUCAAGGGUAUUGCCGUUAUGGAAAUGACAGGCUGUUGAUCUACUCGUACAUGGAAAACGGGAGCCUCGACUAUUGGUUGCACGAAAGAGUAGACGGGAGCUCCUUCCUUACGUGGGAAACGAGACUGAGAGUCGCUCAAGGAGCCGCUCGUGGACUGGCUUAUCUACACAAAGAGCCAAAUAUAGUUCAUCGAGACAUCAAGACCAGCAACAUUCUCUUGGAUGAGAAGUUCGAGGCUCACUUGGCGGACUUUGGGCUCUCACGGCUGCUCCACCCGUACGACACUCAUGUGACGACGGAUUUGGUGGGGACCUUAGGUUAUAUUCCACCGGAGUAUAGCCAGACGCUGACUGCAACUUUCAGGGGCGACGUUUACAGUUUUGGGGUGGUUCUUCUGGAGCUGAUAACGGGGAGACGGCCCGUGGAAGUGUGUCGAGGCAAGAACUGCAGGAAUCUGGUGGGGUGGAUGUACCAGAUGAGAUCGGAAAAGAGGGAAUCGGAGCUAUUCGACUCGUGUCUACGAGAGAAAGACUGUGAAAAACAGUUGAUGGAGUUGCUUGAUAUAGCUUGUAAAUGUAUAGAGCAGGAUCCUAGAAAAAGACCCUCAAUUGAUGAAGUUGUUUCAUUGCUUGAAGCAAUUGAGAUAGGAAAAGCUUGAAUAUAAGUUUUUAUAUAGGUUUUUGUUUCUUUUUUUUCUUCCCUGUUUUUAACUUGAUGACUUGUGCUUCUCAUGGAUUUCAAGUGGAAAAUAUAGCUCUAUUGUUAUGA